Molecule: messenger RNA, 441 nt
Organism: Nicotiana tabacum (common tobacco)
Lineage: Eukaryota; Viridiplantae; Streptophyta; Magnoliopsida; Solanales; Solanaceae
Product: psbQ-like protein 3, chloroplastic
Biological process (GO): photosynthesis; photosynthetic electron transport chain
Cellular component (GO): extrinsic component of membrane; photosystem II; chloroplast
Molecular function (GO): calcium ion binding
Source: RefSeq, a predicted model, not a curated record
AUGUGCCUCCAUUCCCACCACUUCACUCGAAGAACAAGUCUAAAUCUUGGUGCAACUUCAUUCAUUCUUUUAAGUGAAAAAACUGCCAAUGCCUUUGAUUUCAGAAUCACAGUUCCUGACCAGACACUUGAAGAAGCAGAAAAUGGGAUUCAAAGCCAUGCAAAGAGUUUAUUACAAGUCAAAGAAUUGUUAGAGGCAGAAACAUGGAAAGAAGCUCAAAAGGCUUUGAGAAAAAGCUCAGCUUUACUUAAACAAGAUAUCUACACCAUCAUCCAAGCUAAACCAGGAAAACUGAGGCCUGAGUUGAGGAAGCUUUACUCCAUUUUGUUCAAUACUGUUUCAAGAUUGGAUUUUGCAGCUAGGGAUAAGGAUGUGCCACGUGUAUGGGAGUAUUAUGAUAACAUUGUCCUAGCCCUUAACAAUAUUUUGUCAAGACUAUAG